This is a messenger RNA of Dictyostelium discoideum AX4, 5673 nucleotides long. RefSeq lists its product as hypothetical. Lineage: Eukaryota; Evosea; Eumycetozoa; Dictyosteliales; Dictyosteliaceae. The transcript has 2 exons. The coding region runs from base 1 to 5673 and encodes 1890 amino acids. The record is from RefSeq and is a predicted model, not a curated record.
AUGGAAUUAUUAACAACUGGUUUAAAUGAAAUUUCAAGGGAUUCAGUAUAUCAACCAAUAAUAAAUAUAUUGAAUAAAAUUAGUAGUGAUAGGAACAAUUAUAAAUCAUUCAAAAUAAAUUAUUCCAAAGAAAUUAGAGAGUUAUUAGAUAUAAUUAAACCAGCACAAAAAUUAAUUACAGAAUCAACUCAAGUAAGAAUAGAUUUUAUUCAGACAAAAAAGAUUGACCAUGAAAUAUUUAAACCAAUAAUCAUUAAUAUUGAAAGGGUUAAUGAAAUUAAUUCUAUUAUAAAAGAUAAUGAAGAAAAUGGUAGUGGUAAAAAUGAACAAUUACCAACAACAACAACAUCUCUAAUGGAUUAUUCUAAAACAACUAAAUCUCAAUCAUCAACAUUAUCAUCAACAACAACAACAACAACAACAACAACAACAACAACAAAUUUAAUAGUAGAAUUAAAAAAACUAUUAAUAAAAUAUUCAGAACUUCAUCAGAUGUAUAUUAAUCAACUUUUUGAAAAAGCAAACAAACGUGUAACCAUUUUAUUUGAUGAAUGUCCAUUAUUUAUAAAUGAUAGUUUAAUAUUUAGAGAAAUGGAUUCAUUAACAAUGGUAUACGAUAUUAUAUCAUAUGAUAGUCAAGAACAUUGUUUCACAAAGAAAUCUGAAAGAGGGACUUGCUCUGGUGUAAUAAUGAAUAAUGUAUACUUUAAAACUGAUAAUGGCUGUGGAUUACUUAGACCUGCAAAAGAGAAUGCUGUAUUUGAAUUCUAUAAAGAUCUUUACCCUGAAUCUUCAAAAGGUUCAUCAUUUGUUUCGCCAACUAGCUUUAUGAUUAUUACUGAAAUUCCAAUUUUACCGUCAUCUCCAAUUGAAUGUUCAAAAAGAAAAGAAUUGAUUGAAUUUAAAAGUUUAUAUAAAACAAAUCAUGCUAGAUCAGUAUACCUUAGAAAUCUUGAGUUUGAACGUGAUAUUCUAAAUUCAAGAGUUAGAACUAAUGUAUCGACCCAGGCUUCACUUUUAGUAAAGGGUGAACCACUUGAUAAACUAAUUGAAAAAAAUCGUGAUAGAAUGGAACGAUUUGAAGAUUCAUUAGAUAAUGAAAGUUUUGGUGCUCAUAUUUUAUCAAGUUUAUUAUUGAAUACAACAGAUUAUAAACCAGAUAAUAUUUUCAUUGAAAGUACUACAAAUAAAAUCAUUGGUAUUGAUAAUGAUGAAUGUAUGGAAUUUUAUGAAAUUCAACAAGGUGCAGAUGGAAAACAAUAUGUCCAUUUCAAAAAUAUAUUAUUUUUACUUAAGAAAAAAAUGUCAACCAAAGUGAACCAAAAAAUUCGGGAACAAUAUUUGAAGCAUCAACCAAAUACUUUUAUUUUAUCUUGGUUAUUAAAAAUACUUGAAAAAGAUAAGAAUUAUAAGAAUUUAGUUGAUUUAGCUUUUCCUGAUGAUCAAUCACUACGUAAUCAAACUAACAGUAGUUUAAAAUUACCUUUUACAUUUAAAAAAGGUUGGAUAAAUUCAAUGUUAUCAAGAUUUAAAUUGAUUAAAAGUUUAUUAAAAAUAAAUAAUUAUAAAAAUGGUGGGGAAAUUGGUGGUGGCGGCGGUGGUGUUGGUGUUAGUAGUGGUAGUGGAAGUUUUUAUGGAAUAGUUAGUUAUCAAGAUUUAUUUAAAGAGGUUUUGCCACUUGCAUAUAUUUACUAUCAACGAUUGGAAUCUGAAAGUAUUGGAGACCCAAUUAAUCAAAUUAAAAUAGUAUAUGAAAGAGAAUUUUCAUUUGGAGAUUUACUUUUUAAACAUGAUAUUGAAGCAGAGCCAAAUAAACAUAAAACAAUGAAAUUUGUUGAAAGUAAAGAAAUAUCAAUUAUUGAAACUAUUAAAGAAUUAAUAUUAAAUUCAGGAGAAAAUGAUUUUGAAUCACCAUCUGAUUUUAUAAAAUGGUUAGAACAAAUUCUUAUGUUUAAAAAUUCUAUUGAUAUUAGUAGUAGUAGUAGUAGUAGUGGUAUUGGUGAAAUUAAACUUCAUGAAUCAUUUUAUAAAUCAACAAAAUCAAUAAUUGCAAAUCUUUUUAAAGGUGAAGCAGAUUUUAAAUUAAUUAAUGAUUUUAUUAAUUUUACAAAUUUUAAUAUUAAAGAAUUAUCAGAACCAACAGUAUUUUCAUCAUCAAAAAAUGAUGAUGGGGCUAAUGAAAUACAACAACCUUUACUUCAUUCAACAAUUUAUUCAAAAAAUUUAAAAUUAUUUGAUCAAAUCAAAUUUAUUAUUAAUAAUUUAAAUGUUAAUAUUGAUUUAGUUAAUGAAAAAGGUUUAACAGCAUUAGAUUUAUCAGCAGAAUUAAAUAAUUUUAAACUUUUUAUUUUAUUAAUUGAAUUGGGUGGUGGUAAAGUUUUCAAUUCAUCAAUUAUUAGUAAAUUUUAUAAUUCAUUAAAAGCAAAAGAAAAAUUAGAGUUUAAACCAUAUUUACAAGUUUUAUUUCAUACCAAUCCAAAUGCAGCAUGGUGUAUUUCUUUAAAUUGUUUAUUACCAGAAUAUAGCGGAUCACAAUUGGCUUUAAAUAAACAUAUCAAAACCAUUUCAACCGUUGUAAAAGGUAGAAGAAAAAUUUCAGAAGAACAUUUUUAUUCAUUGUUUGAUAGAUAUGGAGAACCAUUAAAAACAAAUCAGUAUGGUUCUAGUGCUGUACCUUCAAUUAAAGAUGAAUAUGGUAAUUGUAUUUACAUUAAAUUUAAUCCACAAUUUCCAGGCACAGAUAUUGCAGUUACAAAAUUAUCAGAGUAUUUAUUUGGUCACUGUUCACCAUGUUGUGAAUUAGGUUCAAUAGAAGAACUACCAGUUUUAUUGGUUCAAGAGGUAUAUGGUGAACCAUUAAUUAAUGUUUUAGAGAAAACACCGGAAAUUAUAGAUAAACUUGAUCCAUUAAAUAUUUCAAAACAAUUAAUAAUGGGAAUUUUAACAAAUAAUGCAGAUGGUAAUUUAGGUAAUUUUAUAAUUACUUCAACACCUAAAAAACCAAUUUCUAAAUCAACAAAUAAUCUUGAAGAAUCAUGUGAAAAUAAAUUUAAAAUUUAUUCAAUUGAUAAUGAACAAUGUUUUAUGCCAUCAACUUCAAAACAAACAGAAUCAGAUACUUCACUUUUAAAUAAAUUUAAAUUACAAGUAGAGACAGCAAUUUUAUUAUUCAACCAAAUGAAUGACAAUGUUCAUCAAGAAGUAAUUAAACGUAUAAAAUCAUUAGAUAUUAAUGAAUUUUGCGAAAAAUGGUUACAUUUUUUAGAGAAACAAAAUUCAUUAUCAUUGGUUCAUUUUAAAGAAUUGGGACAACAAUUAAAAAAUCAAAAGAAAACUAUUGUCGGAGUAAAUUUUAUUAAUGAAAUGAUGAAAACUUUUUAUACAAAAUUAGCAAGACUUCAACAUCAUUUAACAAUUGCAGAAGAAAAUAUUACUCAUUUACAAUUAUUAGAAAAAUUAGAACCAAUGAUUGCAGAAAGAAUUAAACCAAUUUUAAUUAGCUCAGCCAAUGAAUCAAUUAUUAAAAGAUAUUGGAAAUUAAAAAAUGGUUGUACACAAACUAUUAUUGUUAGAAAUUCAAGUUAUAAUUUAGAACUUACUAGAUCAAAUAAUCCUUCAGCAUUUUUAGCACAACCAAUUGAUAAACUUAACCCACAAGAUAUUGAAAAUCAACUUUGGGAAGGCCAUUAUGAUCCUGAAAAAGCAUUGAGAGAAUUUAAAGAAAUGAAAAUAGAAUUUUCAAAAAUUAGUCAAAUUUUUAAUAAUAUUAAUGAUGGUGUCAUUGAUAGCAUUUCUGAUUUAGAUUUAACAGAAUUUUUAAAAAAAACAAGUUUUGAUAAUUUAACAAAAGUCCAAAGUAAUAAAAUAUUUGAAACUUUAAAAUCAAGAUCAAUCAAUAUCAUUCAUAUUAAGAAUUGUGAAUAUUUAAAAUUAAGAAUUUUUAAACAUUUUAAUUUAGAGAAAUUAACAGAAAUUGAUUUAUCUGGUUGCACAAAAUUGAAAUGUAUUAGAAAUGGUUUAAAUACAACUUUAACAUUGGCAUCUCUAAAAAUAUUAAUAGUUAGAAAUUGUAUAAAAUUAAUGGAUUUAAAAUUAAAAGCAGAUAAUUUAGAAACUUUAAUAGCAUCAGAUUGUUUUAAAUUAAAAGAAUUUGAAGUUAAUUCACCAAAUUUAAAAAUUUUAAAUUUAAAUUCAUCAAUUAAUAAUCCUUUAAUUUUCAAUUGUUUAAACAAAUAUAAGAAAUUAACAUUUUUAGAUAUUUCAAAAUCAAAGGGAAUACCAGUGAUUGAAUUUGAUUUUCAAGAAUUAAAAUUUUUAGAUGCAAAAUCAAUUGCAGGUUGUAAUAAAGUAAUUUUAGAUUUACCAAAAAUUGAAUUAAUAAUUUUUGAAGGUUGUAAAGAUUUGAGAGAAAUUAAGUCAAAAUCAAAUCAUCAUUUAACAUGGAAGGCUUUAAAAUCAAAUUCAAAUAAAUUAAUCUUUAAUGAAAAACAAAUUAAUUUAAAUUUAAUUGGUCCAGAUUUAAAAGAGUUACCAAUUGGUUGUGAAAGUGAAAUCGAAUUAAUUGAUCCAAAUCAUUUUCAAUUAUAUUAUGGUGAUGUUGAUGAAAUGAAAAAUAAUCAGGAAAAGAAUUAUUAUAAAAUUAAAAGUUUAGUAAUUGGAAAUAUACCAAAAACUGUCAAAUCUUUAAUAUUGCAUGAUUCAUUUUGUCAUUUAUUAUCACCUGGAAUAAUACCUGAUAGUGUAAAAACUUUAAAUCUUUAUGAUAUUAAAGCUCCAUUAGAUGUUGGUUCAAUACCAUCAUCAGUAAAGAGUUUAAUAUUAAAUAAAGGGUUUGGUCGUAUACUAACAGAGGGUAUCAUACCAAAUGGUGUUGAAAAUUUAGAUAUAUAUGAUAUUAAACUUCAAUUAGAGAUUAAAUCAAUACCGUCAUCAGUAAUAUCAUUAAAAUUUCAUGAUGGGUUUAAUCAUGAUUUAAAACCUGGUAUCAUUCCAAAUGGUGUUAGAAAUUUACAAAUUCAAAAUUUAAAAAAACCAUUGGUUAUUGGCUCUAUUCCUCAGUCUGUUAAUAGGUUAACAAUUAAUCAAUCAAUACAAUUUAAAUUAAUACCUGAUAUUAUACCAUCAAAUGUUAACUUUCUUUAUUUAUAUGAUGUUAAAGAAGAAUUACAAAUUGGUUCAAUUCCUUCAAAUGUAAAAUCUUUAGCAUUAAAUUAUAAAUUUAAUUCCCCAUUAUUACCAAAAAUAAUUCCAGAUGGUGUGGAAACCUUAGAUCUAUAUAAUGUAUUACAACCUUUACAGCGCGGUUCAAUACCAUCAUCAGUUGAUACAUUAACUAUUCAUGAUGGAUUCAAUCAGAUUUUAAGGAGAUCAAUCAUUCCAAAUAGCGUUAAAACUCUUCAUCUACAUGACAUAAAACAAAAUUUACAAAUUGGUUCAAUACCAUCUUCAGUAAAAAAAUUGAUACUUCAUGAUAAAUUCAAUCAGAAUUUAUCUGUUGGUAUUAUUCCAGAAGGUGUUGAAUAUUUAUCUUUACAUAAUAUCAUACAAAAUUUAGAAAUUGGUUCAAUACCAAAAUCUAUGUUACAAAUUACAUUUGAAAAAAGUUUUGAUAAAUCAGUACCUCCUUUUGUAAUUCCUAGUGGCACUAAACUUUUAUAUGCAAAUAAAAAUUAA